Molecule: messenger RNA, 1644 nt
Organism: Carica papaya (papaya)
Lineage: Eukaryota; Viridiplantae; Streptophyta; Magnoliopsida; Brassicales; Caricaceae
Source: RefSeq, a predicted model, not a curated record
UUGAAUGUAUUUAUGUUGACACGUAACACUGCACCAGGGUUUAGCACAACGAUUCCUUUCAACCUGUCCAAUUGUUCUGUCUUUCUACUCAUUUUUGAUUUUGCAAUAAGAAUGGAAGCAAAUGCUAGUCCAUUCAAGUGUUAUUAUGCAGCUAAUAUUGGGAUCAUCUUCCAUAGCUCGUCGGCAAAUAUUGGCUGAUAUGGGAUAUGAAUUCACAGUGAUGAUUGCUGACAUUGAUGAGAAGUGCAUUCGGAAGGAAAAACCUGAAGACUUGGUUAUGGCCCUUGCUGAGGCAAAGGCUGAUGCCAUCGUAUCAAAACUACAAACUGUCAAUAACCAAGAACUGGAUUCAGAAGCAAUAUUUUUGAUAGCAGCUGAUACUGUAGAACCCAUCAUGCAAAGGCUCCCUAUUGGUGACUCUGUACUGGAAGCUGACCCAAAGUUACUGAUUACUUGUGAUCAAGUGGUGGUCUAUGAAGGUGUUAUCAGGGAGAAACCUUCCUGUGAGGAAGAAGCGCGAGAAUUUAUAAAAGGCUAUUCUGGGAGGAAUGCUGCAACAGUGAGUUCUGUGAUGAUAACAAAUCUUAAAACAGGAAUAAGGAAAGGACAAUGGGACAGAGUACAGGACGUUUGGUGCGGAUCAGAGAAUUUUCAAAGUCAUUUUCCCCUCAUUUUUACUAUUGUGAGAGACAAGUCCAUGCUCAUUGAGAAUGCUUAUGGGGUAGGCACCCCCUCAUCUUGGGAAGUGGUUGUCAACAGAAACUUGCAUGAUUGGAGGUUGGUAGAAUAUGAAAAUUUGCUCCAGUUACUGGCUGGCAUCAGACUUAGCAGUGUGGAUGACAGAUCAAGCUGGAACCUUUGCAAAAACAGUGUGUUCUUUGUUAAAUCAUUCUACAGAUCUUUGGUUGACAGCCCUGUUUCCUGUUCUGGUUUCACCCAUAAAAUUUUCUGGCAUUCUCUUGUUCGAACCUGAAUAUCAUAUUUUGCCUGGGAAGCUGCUAAGGGGCGUAUACUUACGCUAGAGUACCUCAUGCUUUGGCCACUGGUGUUCUUUAUGCAGACAGAACCUAGAAUCUUGCAGCCACCUUUUACUCUGGUGUCACCUAUGAUCUCUGGACUAUGGUUUACAACCUGCUGGGCAUUUCUUGGGUUAUUAUAGGGUCUGUUAAAGGUGAAAUGCUGGCUUGGGAAGGGCUCAGGUCCAGUAACAAAUGUCACAUAUUAAUACCUCUAACAAUUUUAUGGAUUAUCUGGAAAGAAAGAAGCAGUAGGAUUUUUGAGGGUAAAGAAACUGAUUUUGGCACCAUCAAGGAUAGGUGGUUAUACUUUUUUGGUUCUAUUGUAUUAAGUCACAACCUUGAUAGCUUAGAAGAUUUUGAAUCUAUUGUAGAUAUUUUUAUAGAUAUGUGAUUUCCUUUCUAUACCUUGUAUAUGUGUGACGCCCCUUUGGCAUCAUAUCAAUCUUAUUACUCACUUUUAUCUCAAAAAAAUCUGAUUGGGAAAUUUCUAAUAUGCUAGCUCUAUUAAGCUUGUUGGAGCAUGUUCACUAUGAAAGACAGCCUGAUACUUUGGAUUUGGAUAGGAGACCCCUUUGAAUAUAUAGUGGCAAAUCCUUUUUGUCUAUAUAACUGACAACUAUGUUUG